AUGAUGCAGCAUCAGUAUUGGGUUACGAAAAAGACUGUCCAAAAAAAAUUUGGUUCAAAAGAAGAUGAAUGUAUUGUUUCUUCUGAUGCCGAGCUCGACGCGAAGUUGGAAUUGUUUCAAUCAAUAUCUGAAAGUUGUUUGCAGUUACAGCGAUAUUUGGACCAGUAUCAAGAACGAUUGUGUAUUUUAGCCCAAGAGGAAAAUUCUUUGGGAAAAUUUCUACGAGACGCUGGUAAAAACACAGAUGCAUCGGGUAAACAUAUGGUAUCUGCUGGUAAAGCGAUAUCUUAUUCGGGGCAGCAACGCGUAUCAGUGAGACCGCCAUUAUUAAGGCUUUAUCACGAAGUGGAAACGUUUAGAUGUCGUGCUGUUAAAGAUAUGCGUGCAACUGUGUCAGCGAUGGAAAAAGCGCGUAUUGAAUAUCGUGCUGCUCUUAGCUGGAUGAAGUCUGCAAGUACCCAAUUAGAUCCGGAUACCGGCCGCGGUCUUGACAAUUUUCGGAAAGCCCAGGGCCAGGUCCGCGAAAGUAAGAAAAUGUUUGAUAAGCUGACUCUUGAUGUUUUACAAAAGAUUGAUUUAUUAGCAGCAGCUAGAUGUAACAUGUUUUCACAUGUAUUGUCCAACUACCAAAGUUCAUUCAUGACUUUCUCCACCAAAGUUGCCCAAACACUCCAAGCCACUAUCGACACUAUGAGUGAAGCCCCACAAUAUGAGUUCUGUAUUUUAAAAAGUCUAGGACAAGCGGAUUCCAACCAGGAAGAAAAUGGUGUUCCUGAUAAAGAUCAAAUGUUAUUCUUCCAGGAUGAGUACAAAGAUGAUGCUCAAGAAAAUUCUAAGCCUGAAUCUAACAAUACUGAUGCUAACCAACCAUCCAACAAUACAAAAGAAGAACCAUCAACAUCAGGCAAUUUAAUUAAUACUGAAAUUGAAAAUAAUGAUAUAAAUGAAGAUCUGGCCGGAUUAAAUCUUAACUGUGGAGAUCUACCAGCUAACUUUGGAUCAUUUAUGCCCUCCCAACUAUUACAGAGUUUAAAUACGAAUCUACUGGAGGGUUCAUUGGCACCAAUUCAUGCGAACAAUCAAAUAAAACCAUCCGAGCAAUCACAAACACCAGCGAAACCCCUUUCAGCAAAGGAAAGUAAAAUGGCCUGGUUUAAACUUUUUGCUGAACUUGAUCCCUUGGCCAAUCCAGACAAUAUACCAGGCUCAAAUACAAACCAGAGUCAUGCAGCUUAA
Molecule: messenger RNA, 1236 nt
Organism: Danaus chrysippus (African queen)
Lineage: Eukaryota; Metazoa; Arthropoda; Insecta; Lepidoptera; Nymphalidae
Source: the annotation of a GenBank genome assembly